AUGUUUAGGGGCCGCAGCGCCUGGUUCUCGCAGAGCGUCCCCCCAGAGAUCCGCUGCCUUUGGGUUGGUGAAGGAGGGGUGAUUGUGAAUUUGGAAGCUGCCGAUUAUCUCUUCAGCAGCGACGCGUCUCACCCGGAUACAAAAAGGAUAUACCAAAGUUUAGACUAUCUGGAGGACCGAGUCACAGUCUUCAUUCCUGCUUUCUUACCGCGAGUAUCGACGUCUGGUCCAACGCCUGAGUCAAAAAGCAUCCAGGAGCAAGAACGCUUAAGAGACAAGAAAGAACUGGAUAAAUGGUACAAAUCUGAAUGGAAUCAACACCAAGGUCCAAGCACAACUGAAACAAGAAAGCUAACCUACAUUCCUCUUCAAGAUUAUCCAUCAAGUAACAUGGUGACAGGUUAUACCUCUGGAAAAGCGAUGAAGAAAUUUCUUGGGGAGAUACGAGAUUUCAUUCCUGGUUGCUCUGGUUAUUUAGCAUACUGGGUUCCAAACCAAACCAAUGUUUUCUCUGAUGUGAAGAUGACAUUAAAGAGGACGUCAUGA
Molecule: messenger RNA, 546 nt
Organism: Thamnophis elegans (Western terrestrial garter snake)
Lineage: Eukaryota; Metazoa; Chordata; Lepidosauria; Squamata; Natricidae
Gene: TERB2
Product: telomere repeat binding bouquet formation protein 2
Exons: 6
Coding region: 1-546 (181 amino acids)
Biological process (GO): meiotic attachment of telomere to nuclear envelope; homologous chromosome pairing at meiosis
Cellular component (GO): nuclear inner membrane
Source: RefSeq, a predicted model, not a curated record